Fusarium verticillioides 7600 is the source of this 1746-nucleotide messenger RNA. RefSeq lists its product as hypothetical. Bases 1 to 1746 code for a protein of 581 amino acids. Gene Ontology annotation, cellular component: cytosol. Gene Ontology annotation, molecular function: ATP binding; glycerone kinase activity. The transcript is spliced from 7 exons. The record is from RefSeq and is a predicted model, not a curated record. Gene Ontology annotation, biological process: glycerol catabolic process. NCBI's taxonomy places the organism in Eukaryota, Fungi, Ascomycota, Sordariomycetes, Hypocreales, Nectriaceae.
AUGACACUCGGAAAGAGCUUCAUCAAUGGCGUCGCCAACUCAGUCGAGCGAAGCCUCAGGAGUUGUAUCCUUCAAGACCCUUCGUUGAGUCUUAUCGCAUCAGAAAAAGUGCUCUACCGACGAACGGAUCAGAGUAAUGACAAAGUCAUCCUCAUUUCCGGCGGAGGUUCUGGUCAUGAACCUGCGCACGCAGGAUACAUCGGCGAGGGAGCAUUGGACGUCGUGGUCGCUGGCGAGAUCUUUGCCUCCCCUUCCGCUUCACAGAUUCUCACAGGCCUACAGACUGUCAAGUCAUCAAAAGGAUCUUUGAUGAUCGUCAAGAACUACACCGGCGACAAGCUCAACUUUGGCCUCGCAGCAGAGAAGGCAAAGGCAGAUGGACAAAAGGUUGAGAUGGUCAUUGUUGGAGACGAUGUGUCAGUCGAGGGAAACACACUCGUCGGCCAGCGUGGUCUUGCAGGAACAGUCUUCUGCCAUAAGAUCGCUGGCGCAAAGGCAGCUCAGGGAGCCUCCCUCAAACAAGUCGCUUCUACCACAAGAAAAGCCGCUUCGCACAUGGCCACUGUCGCAGCGAGUCUCGAUCGAUGUAGUGUUCCCGGACGGUCGACUCAAGAAGCCCUUCCCCACGGCCAGCUCGAAUUCGGGAUGGGAAUACACAACGAGCCUGGUGUCAAGCGCGAAGAAAUUACGAGCCUUGAGGUGACAGUUGAGAAGGCAUUGGGCAUGAUGUUCACUCCCAAAGCCAAUACGUGGCAACCAGGAAAGGGGCAGCGGGUAGCUCUGAUGGUCAACAACCUGGGCGGCUUAAGUGUCUUGGAGAUUGGUGUUGUUGCAGAUGAGGUGGUGAGGCAAUUAGUGAAACGAAGCAUACAUAUCGAAAGGAGUCUCGUCGGUACCUUUAUCACCUCUCUUGACGGGCCCGGCUUCUCUGUCACUCUACUGUCACUCGACGAUGAGUUGAGGGACUUGCUUGAUGCUCCUACUACGGCACCGGCUUGGCCACGUUCGAUCCACGCCUGGGCAACAGAUGCAGAGUCUGUAUCGAAGCGUGAGACGAUAGUUCCUGUUGCGAAGGCCAGUAGUAGGGAGACGGGAGUCAAAGUGCCGACAUCGCUUGUCAAGGUCCUCAUCGAAUCAGUAGCCCGAACAACAGCAAGGGAUGAGCCCAAGAUUACAGAAUACGAUACGCUUGCAGGCGAUGGAGACUGUGGAGAGACGCUUCUGAAUGGAAUUACUGGUCUCGCAAAAGAGUUCGAAAACGACGAUGCAGUUUCUCUGGACAUUGGCCAAGUCUUCCGACGAACAGCGACAACCGCAGAAAGGAGCAUGGGCGGCACAUCGGGCGCCAUCUACGCCAUCUUCCUUAACGCUGUAGCGAAUCGACUUUUGGAACUGACCGCUGAGUCUCCAUCGCUUACGGUCUCCGAGUUCAUACAACAAGCUCUUCAGAGCGGCCUAGACGAGCUAUGCAGAUACACGCCCGCACGAAUCGGUCACCGCACACUAAUGGACGCACUCAUACCAUUCGUCAAGAACUAUUCCUUGGAUGGCUCACUAAGGGCUGCUCUGGUAGAGGCACGCAAGGGAGCCGAGAGUACACAGCAGAUGGUAGCGGCCUUGGGACGGGCGAGCUAUGUUGGGCAGGACAGAUUCGACGAGGAGGGCGGUAUUCCUGACCCUGGAGCUCUUGGUAUUGUAAGUAUUCUCGAAGGUCUUUGCGGUGGAUUAGAUACUCGAGUCAAUUGA